This is a messenger RNA of Trichoderma harzianum CBS 226.95, 1402 nucleotides long. RefSeq lists its product as hypothetical. Lineage: Eukaryota; Fungi; Ascomycota; Sordariomycetes; Hypocreales; Hypocreaceae. Gene Ontology annotation, molecular function: zinc ion binding; oxidoreductase activity. Bases 195 to 1262 code for a protein of 355 amino acids. The record is from RefSeq and is a predicted model, not a curated record. The transcript has 7 exons.
CUUGAUGGGAGGGGUGAACGAGCUGAGGGCAUAUUGUGGGGAAAUUGUCCUACAUCUCGACCCAUAUUGACGUCGGACGCUUCAGUAAAUAUUUAAACCCCUCCCGGUGUUGAAAAUCCCUUUGAUGCUUACACAGAAUCUCAUAAUAACCCAUUCCCGUUAUCUAUUCUUCACGGUGUUGUAUCUCUGGGAAAAUGUCUCUUCCUCAGACCAUGAAGGCCGUCGUCUUCGAUGGACCCCGCAGCGUCUCCAUCCAAGACCGACCGGUGCCUCAGAUCCAGGAUGAUGAAGAUAUCAUUGUCAAAGUGAGCGCAACUGCUCUCUGUGGCUCCGAAUUACAUGUGUACCGUGGCCAUCAACCCUCCGCGACUGGCUUCAUCAUGGGACAUGAAUUCACGGGAACCGUCGUAGCUGCAGGACCAGGUGUGAAGUCAGUUGCUGUUGGUGACAAGAUUGUAGCGCCAUUUACCGCAUCAUGUGGAAAGUGCUUCUUCUGUCUUAAUGGCGCUACUGCGCGCUGUGAGAAAUCCAUGCUUUUCGGAUCAACCAAACUCGAUGGCGGACAAGCAGAAUAUGUCCGCGUGCCCCUGACCGAUGGCACAGUCUCCAAAGCACCCCCGUCCAUUUCAGACGAGGCGUUAAUUCUCAUGGCCGAUAUCUUCCCCACUGGUUUCUUUGGCGUCAAAUCCGCACUCAGUCUUGCACCUCCCACACUUAAUAUCCAAGAAUCUACUCUAGUAGUGAUUGGAUGUGGCCCCGUUGGCUUGUGUGCAAUUAUCGCUGCGGCAGAGCAGAAACCCAAGCAUCUAUUUGCCAUCGACGGCGUGGAUAGCAGACUUGAGCAGGCAAGACAACUUGGUGCCGAACCUCUCAACUUCCUCAGUGACAAGGCUGGUAUGACGGCGAGAAUCUUGGAAGCAACAGAAGGAAGAGGUGCCGACUUGGUCGUUGAAGUUGUCGGACUGUCGCCAGCAUUGAGGACUGCUUUUGACAUUGUCAGGCCUUUCGGUGUGAUUAGCAGCAUCGGUGUUCACAACGCAGAGAUUCCAUGGUCUGGAAGUGAGGCAUACGGAAAGAACAUCCGCCUGCAAAUGGGUAGAUGCCCUGUUCGGAGCAUCUUUUCCGAAGCUCUUGUUCUGCUUGAGAAGAAGCAGCACCUGCUUGGUUUCAUGUUUGAAAACAUCAUGCCACUCAACGAGGCUGUUCAAGGAUAUACUCUGUUUGAUGAGAUGAAGGUGCAAAAAGUUGUCUUUAAGCCAUAGUUGGGUGGCGCACAGUCUGGCAAUGGUGUGAUGGACAAAAGAUUCAUGUAUUAUGAUCUAUAAGGCGUGUUAUUUGAAUAUAUGUAUUAUAUGCGUGCCAAUAAUGAGAUUCUUUCUGUAUCAGAGAGCGUUAAGCCGAA